UCUGUACAAGGAGGCCAUGAUGGAGGAGCACCAGCCUCUUAUAUCACAAGGAAAUUCCAGUAAGAAUUCUAAGAGAAACUUCUUGUACUCUCUAAAGUAUAAAGUAGAAGAUAUCAUACAGCACUCUUCAGGAGAAAAUCUUAUUACCUUUAUAGUAUAUCCAGGACUGCACAGUACAGAUCUAUUAUAUAAUCCCUCUAACCACAAAGAACCUCCUCCUGACCAGUCACGGUUUGUUACUACAAGUAUAGGUCAGAAAGGGGGUGAAACGUUUCACUGUGGUGAAGAGGUCACAAAAACCUCAGGUCUUUCUACACAUAGAAGAAAUGACACAGAGGAGAAGAUCUACUCUUGUUCAGAAUGUGAAAAGUGCUUUACAAAGAAAUCAAGUCUUGUUUCUCAUAAGGGAAUUCACACAGGAGAGAAGCCAUAUUUAUGUUCAGAAUGUGGGAAAUGUUUUAUUAAAAAAUCACAUCUUGUUAUACAUAAAAGAAUUCAUACAGGGGAGAAACCAUACUUCUGCUCAGAGUGUGGGAAGUGCUUUAUAGAUAAAUCAGCUCUUGUUAGACAUGAGAGAAUUCACACCACAGAGAAAGUGUAUUCAUGUUCAGAAUGUGGUAAAUGUUUUACUCAAAGAACACAUCUUGUUACACAUAAAAAAAAUCACACAGGGGAGAAGCCAUAUUCAUGUUCAGAAUGUGGGAAGUGCUUUACAUAUAAAUCACAUCUUGUUACACAUGAAAGAAUUCAUACAGGGGAGAAACCAUACUUCUGCUCAGAGUGUGGGAAGUGUUUUACAGAUAAAUCAGCUCUUGUUAGACAUGAGAGAAUUCACACUGGAGAGAAGCCAUAUUCAUGUUUGGAAUGUGGGAAAUGUUUUACACGAAAAUCAUAUCUUGUUACACAUGAGAGAAUUCACACAGGAGAGAAAGCAUAUUCAUGUUCAGAAUGUGGGAAAUGUUAUACUCGAAAAUCAUAUCUUGUUAUACAUGAAAGAAUUCAUACAGGGGAGAAACCAUACUUCUGCUCAGAGUGUGGGAAGUGCUUUACAAAUAAAUCAUAUCUUGUUAAACAUGAGAGAAUUCACACAAGAGAGAAGCCCUAUUCAUGUUCAGAAUGUGGUAAAUGUUUUACUCGAAGAUCACAUCUUGUUACACACAAAAAAAUUCACACAGGGGAGAAGCCAUAUUCAUGUUCAGAAUGUGGGAAAUGUUUUACUAUUAAACGAAGUCUUGUUCAACAUGACCGAUGUCACACAGGAGAGAAGCCUUAUUCAUGUUCUGAAUGUGGAAAAUGUUUUACAAAUAAAACACUUCUUGUUAGCCACAAAAGAAUUCACACAGGAGAGAAGCCGUAUACUUGUUCAGAAUGUGGGAAGUGCUUUGUAGAUAAAUCAAGUCUUGUUGUACAUGAGAGAAUUCACACAGGAGAGAAACCAUAUUCAUGUUCAGAAUGUGGUAAAUGUUUUAUUACUAAAGCCAGACUAAGGAUUCAUCAGCGAAGCCACAUAGGGGAGAUAUUCUGUGGAUCUGUUAGAUUUCCCACCCGUCUGCUGUAUUGUACUGAAUUGUUACAGAUGACAAAUCAGGGGGAAGAUCUGACUGAUAUUAAAGUGGAGGAUGAAGAAGAGCGGAUGAUGGGUUAUCCCCUGUGUAAGAGUGAGAUGGAGGAGGACAUUCCAGGAGAUGUCACCACAGGAAAUGCCAGCAAGAAUUCUGAGGGAAACUUUAUGUUCUCUCUAAAUGAUAAAGUAGAAGAUAUCAUGCAGCGCUCUUCAGGAGAAAACCUUAUUACCCUUAUUGUACAUCCAGGACUGCACAGUACAGAUCUGUCAUGUAAUCCCUUUAAUCCGGAGGAACCUCCUCCUGACCAGUCAUGGAUUGUUACCACAAGUACAGGUCAGAAAGGGGUUGAAUGGUUUCACUGUGGUGAAGAGUUCACAAAAACCUCGGGUCUUUCUACAAACAGAAGAAAUAACACAGAGGAGAAGCCAUACCCAUGUUUAGAAUGUGGAAAGUGCUUUACAGAGAAAUUAAGUCUUGUUUUACAUGAGAGAAUUCACACAGGAGAGAAACCAUAUUCAAGUUCAGAAUGUGAGAAGUCCUUUACAGAGAAAUCAAGUCUUGUUUUACAUGCAAGAAUUCCCACACGAGAGAAGCCGCAUUCAUGUUCAGAAUGUGGGAAGUGCUUUAUAUAUAAAUCACAUCUUGUUACACAUGAAAGAAUUCAUACAGGGGAGAAACCAUACUUCUGCUCAGAAUGUGGGAAGCGCUUUACAGAUAAAUCACCUCUUGUUAGACAUGGGAGAAUUCACACAGGAGAGAAGCCAUAUUCAUGUUCGGAAUGUGGGAAAUGUUUUACACGAAAAUCACAUCUUGUUGCACAUAAAAGAAGUCACACAGGAGAGAAGCCAUAUUCAUGUUCAGAAUGUAGGAAAUGUUUUAAUGUUAAACCAAGUCUUGUUGAACAUGAGAAAUAUCACACAGGAGAGAAGCCUUAUUUAUGUUCUGAAUGUGGAAAAUGUUUUACAAAUAAAUCAAGUCUUGUUAGACACAAAAGAAUUCACACAGGAGAAAAGCCGUAUUCUUGUUCAGAAUGUGAGAAAUGCUAUACAGAUGAAUCAAGUCUUAGUAGACACAAAAGAAUUCACACAGGAGAGAAGCCGUAUACUUGUUCAGAAUGUGGGAAGUGCUUUAUAGAUAAAUCAAGUCUUGUUAUACAUGAGAGAAGUCACACAGGAGAGAAACCGUAUUCAUGUUCAGAAUGUGGGAAAUGUUUUAUUACUAAAGCCAAACUAAGGAAUCAUCAGAGAAACCACACAGGGGAGAUGUUCAUUUGAAGGUCUUUA
Bufo bufo (common toad) is the source of this 2848-nucleotide messenger RNA. RefSeq names its product zinc finger protein 850-like. NCBI's taxonomy places the organism in Eukaryota, Metazoa, Chordata, Amphibia, Anura, Bufonidae. Bases 17 to 2839 code for a protein of 940 amino acids. Gene Ontology annotation, biological process: regulation of immune system process; regulation of cytokine production; negative regulation of transcription by RNA polymerase II. The transcript is spliced from 4 exons. The record is from RefSeq and is a predicted model, not a curated record.